AUGUCAACUACUACUACUACUACUUCAACAACUUCAACUUCGACUUCAACUACAUCUUCUGAACCCUCAGGCAGUAGUAGUGGAGGAAGUAGACAGCAGCAGCAACAACAACAAAAACCAAGACAACCACAACAACAAAGAGAAAGAAAGCCAAGAGAACCAAAGGAACCUAGAGAACCUAAAGAACCUAAGGCUCCAAAGGAACCAAAGGAACCUAAAGCUCCAAAGGAACAACAAUCACAACCAAAAGAAAAUACUGGAAAUAGAAGACCAAGAAAUAAUAAUAAUAGAAGUAAGAAUGUAAAUAGUGAUGGUGGAGAUGUAAGUGCAACAUCCACAACUACAACGACAACAACAAAUAGUCAUCAUCAUCAUCAUGGACAUCAUCAUGGUCAUAAUCAUCAUAAGAAACAGCAACAACAACUACCAAAACAAAUGGGUGUUCCACCAGGAUUAUCUGCAAAGUUGGAAAAGUUGACUGUUGACAACACAUUGCACAAUGUCUUGAAGUUGAAUCGUUUCAAACAACAUGAAACUAUGUGUAUCCUUUGUUGUGAUCCAAUUGUAUUCUAUGCACGUGGUGAAUGCGAUCACUCUGAAGUAUGUUCACUCUGUAUCCUCAGACAAAGAGAGCUAUACAAAGAUAAUAAAUGUUGUAUUUGUAAGACCGAAAUGACUCAAGUCAUAUUUUCGACUGAAGACGACAAGAAGUUUGCUCAGUACGACAAGAAGGAACUGUCACUGAACAAGGCACUCGACAUCUACUUUGACAACCGUGAUUUCGAAGAGAGUAUCGUAUCACUUUGGCACUUUAGCUGCAGUCUUUGCGAUCACCAACCAUUUGAAAGUUUCAAAAAGUUGGAAAUACAUCUUCGUGGAUCUCAUAACAAAUGUUAUUGUGAGAUAUGUAUUGGUGAUAGAAAGGUAUUCUUACCGGAGCAUUAUUUAUAUGAACCAAAAUCGAUUCCACUGCAUCUUGCCGAGUGGAAUGGCGGUGCCGGUGAAGUGAAGAAGGGAAAGAAAGGUCAUCCAGUGUGUAAGUUCUGUGACCGUUAUUUCUAUGGUGACGACCAGCUAUAUGAGCAUCUCACUCAGAAUCACUUUACCUGCUUCCUCUGUGAGAAAGCCGGUGUUCUCUACCAGUACUUCAAGGACUACGCCAAGCUGCGCCACCAUUUCCACGAUGAGCACUACCUCUGCGACCACCCCGAGUGUGUCCAACAGAAAUACAUUGUAUUCCCCGAUGAGAUUGCGUUGAAACAACAUAAGAUCUCAACACAUCUCGACACCUCUGGUAUGUCCAAAGUCCAGAUCAGACAAGCCACUCAAAUCAACAUCAAUUUCACAUCGAGAAAUAGCGGUCAAUCGAAUGCAUCCGCAGCACAAUCAUCAACUGGAAAUAACAAUAGCAACAACAAUAGAAGAGAAGAGGAUAGCAGACCAACCACUACUACCACCUCUACCUCUACAAGUUCAACAGCCACCAACAACAACAACACUAACAAUAACAAUAGUAAUAUGUAUGAUUUAGAGAAAGAGUUCCCGUCGAUGCAAGCGUCAACAUCGACUACAACUACCAGCACAUCCAAUUCAAGUUAUCCAACUGCAAGCUCAGUUGUUGCCGGCAGAUUUGGUAUUUCUCUGCCAAAAGCAUUCAAUCCAAACUUUGUAAAACAAGAAAAACAAAAAGCAUUAACUCAAGAUGAAAUCGAUCAGAGAAAUAAAGAUUUGGUAGUCAAAAUUAAAGGAAUGAUUAAUGAAAAGCAAUAUUCUAUUUUUAAAGAUAUUUCACUGGAUUUCAAGAAUGGAAAGACAGCAGUCAACGAAUACUAUACACAGUUUAUCCAGUUGUUUGGAAAAGCCGGUGCCCACGAGAUUUUCGAUGAAUUGGUUGCACUGCUACCGGACCAAUCAAAGAGAGAGGAACUGAUGCAACUUCACAACUACAUGAAGCACGUCGAAGAGCAAUACCCAUCGCUCGAGACCAAACCUUCAUCAAAGAAAAACAAAAACAAACAGGAACCGGUCAACAUCUGGGCACACACAUCCAACCACACCAUGCAACAAGUGAAGCAAAAGCCAUCGGGUGAUGUUGUUUCCAACCCAUAUACAUUGGUUGCUCACUCAAAGAGCAGCUCUUCCUCUUCCUCCUCCUCAUCAAACUCUAUGGCAUCUAAAAUCCUGCAGAGCAGAGGAUCGGUUGCUAGCAACAGCUCUUCAAACAAACCAAGAAGCUAUAGAUCAUCGGAAGACUCUGACGAAGAGGAGUACCCAGCGUUGUUGGGUGCCGGUGUCAACAACUACUACCCAUCGGGCAGUACUUCCACCACAAACUUUUCAAAGAUUGCCAUUGAGGCAAGCAAACCACCCGCACCAACUGUCACACCAUUGAAAUCUCUUUCAAAACCAAAGGAAUCUGACUUCCCAUCACUGCCAAUGGCACCACCAAAACCAAAAGCAGCACCCAAAGAACAACCAAAGCCAGCAGCCGAACAAAACGCUGGUAACGGAGUUGUAGGUAAAAAGGGAAAGAAUAAAGUAGUUUAUAAGUUUUAA
Messenger RNA from Heterostelium album PN500, 2556 nucleotides. RefSeq lists its product as uncharacterized. The record is from RefSeq and is a predicted model, not a curated record. Gene Ontology annotation, biological process: rescue of stalled cytosolic ribosome; protein ubiquitination. Gene Ontology annotation, molecular function: ubiquitin protein ligase activity; ribosome binding. The transcript has 5 exons. Lineage: Eukaryota; Evosea; Eumycetozoa; Acytosteliales; Acytosteliaceae. Bases 1 to 2556 code for a protein of 851 amino acids.